AUGGUCCUGAUCGACAAGCAGGAGUACCUCACGCAGGAAGAGAAACGUCUCAAGGAAGAUCGGGAACGCACUCAUUACUGGAAGAAAUGGGGUCCUUACGUGGCUGAGCGACAAUGGGCUACCGUGCGCGAGGAUUACUCUGAGGACGGUGACGCUUGGAGCUACUUUACCCACGAUCAUGCGCGGUCGCGAGUCUUUCGCUGGGGCGAAGAUGGUAUCGCCGGUGUGUCUGACACGCAUGGCCUGCAGAACAUUGCAUUUUCAUUUUGGAACGGAGAAGAUGAUUUCCUGAAGGAGCGCCUCUUUGGAUUGUCGAACCCUCAAGGUAAUCAUGGUGAGAGUAUCAAGGAGUGCCACUUCCAUCUAGACAAUACCCCGACGCAUUCCUACAUGAAAUUCCUCUACAAGUACCCCCAGAAGAAGUUCCCUUACCAGGAUCUGGUCGACGAAAACGCCAAGCGAACUCGAUUCGAGCCAGAAUAUCAGCUCCUCGACACCGGGAUCUUUGAGGAUAACCGAUACUGGGACAUUUUCAUCGAGACUGCCAAGGAAAGUGAUGACGAAGAGGAGCUUAUCUUCCGAGUUAUUGCGUACAACCGGGGUCCCGAGCCAGCCCAUCUGCACAUUAUCCCCCAAGUCUGGUUCCGGAACACUUGGUCUUGGGGUUAUGAGAAGGAAAAAGCCAAGCCUACUAUUAAGCAAGAAGGCGACCGAAUUGCGAAAUCCGAUCAUCGCAAACUUGGCGAGCGUUAUGUUUGCUUCGCUCCUUCGCCUCCCGUCGGAUCCAGUGAGGAGGAUAUCCAGCCACGAAUGCUUUUCACCGAGAACGAGACCAACAACCAAAUGCUUUGGAGUACCGAGAAUGAUCAGCCAUACGUCAAGGAUGCUUUCCAUCGCCAUAUCGUGGACGAGGAGAAGGAUGUCGUUAACCCUGCCAAUGAAGGUACCAAGUUUGGUGCGUGGUAUGCAUUCGACGAGGGUGAGGGUGUGCCUCCAGGAGAAUGUGCCGUUGUUCGAUUCCGCUUCUCCCGGAAGAAGGUCGAGUUCGUGGAUGAGGAGAUUCUGGAUGAUGUGAUCGAACAGCGCCGUGCCGAGGCGGACGACUUCUAUUACCGUAUCAGCCCUCUUCCCAUGAGCGAUGAUCUGCGAAACAUCCAGCGCCAGGCCUUCUCUGGUAUGAUGUGGUGCAAGCAGUACUACAACUUUAUCUGGGAUCAAUGGAGCAAUGGUGACCCAGCUGAGAUCCCUCCUCCUGCUGGUCGCAAGGGCAUUCGCAAUGAACAAUGGCGGCAUCUCUACAUCGACGACAUCCUGUCGAUGCCCGAUUCCUGGGAGUAUCCUUUCUUCGCCGCAUGGGAUACCGCUUUCCACUGUAUCCCCCUGGCAAUGAUCGAUCCCGACUUUGCCAAGAAGCAGUUGGACCUCCUCACUCGUGAAUGGUACAUGCACCCCAACGGUCAACUUCCCGCCUACGAGUGGAACUUUGGAGACGUUAACCCACCGGUCCAUGCCUGGGCUGUCUUCCGCACGUUCAAAAUCGAGCGGAAGAUGUAUGGCCGGCAAGACUUGGAUUUCCUCGAGCGCGUCUUCCAGAAGCUCCUCCUGAACUUCACCUGGUGGGUGAAUCGGAAGGACUCGGAUGGCAAGAACGUUUUCGAGGGAGGUUUCUUGGGCCUGGAUAAUAUUGGUUUGUUCAACCGCUCAGAGCCUCUGCCUACAGGCGGUGUUCUUGAGCAAGCAGACAGCACUGGUUGGAUGGCGUUCUACUGUCUGACUAUGAUGAACAUUGCAUUGGAGCUUGCCAAACACCGUCGCACCUACGAGGACAUUGCAUCCAAGUUCUUUGAACACUUCAUCCUUAUCAGUGAUGCUAUGACCUAUCGGUCUGGCGAGGACAGCAUCAAGUCACUCUGGAAUGAGGAAGACAACUUCUACUAUGAUGCCAUUUCAUACGGUGGUCCCUGGACUCAGCAGCUACCUAUCCGAUCGCUGGUCGGUCUGAUCCCGCUGUACGCUGUCCUUACGCUCGAACCAGAGAUCAUCAAGAAAUUCCCCUCGUUCAAACGACGACUUGACUGGUUCAUCGAAAACAAGUCCGACGUUGUCGAGCGUAACAUUGCCAGCAUGAAGACCCGCGGCAAGGACGACCGCCUUCUCCUCUCCCUGGUCAGCAAGGACAGACUUGAGAAGAUCUUGAGGCGCAUGCUGGAUGAGACAGAAUUCUUGUCCGAGCACGGCAUCCGCUCCUUGUCAAAGUUCCACGAGAAAAACCCAUACUCCAUGGACGUCAAUGGCCAAACCUUCAAGGUUGGCUAUGUGCCCGGUGAUUCGGACAGCGCCCUCUUCGGUGGUAACAGUAACUGGCGUGGCCCUAUCUGGCUCUGCGUCAACUUCUUGCUCGUCGAGUCUUUGCUGCGCUUCUACAUGUUCUACGGCGACUCGUUCAAGGUGGAGUGUCCCACUGGAUCAGGUGAUUACAUGCAUCUUGGGCACGUUGCGGAAGAGCUGCAGCAUCGUAUGCAGCAUCUCUUUGCUCGUAACGAUGAGGGUCGCCGUGCUAUCAACGGCCAAUCGGAUCUGCUCGACUUUGACGAGAACUGGAAGGAUUACCUCUGGUUCAACGAAUUCUUUGAUGGCGAUACCGGCCGUGGCCUGGGUACAUCCCACCAGUGCGGUUGGACUGGUUUGAUUGCCAAGAUCAUUCAUGACACUGGUCUCAACUGCCGUCUCCCCCAAACCCCACGCUCCCCCUUCGCCGCAGCAUCCCACUACUUCGAUGACAUGUUCUCUCGCUCCGGCCGCCGCCGCAGCCAAGGCCGUCCCGUCAUUAGACGCUCCUCCACAAACCGUUCUAUCGGAAACAGAAGUGACUUCAACUCCACAAUCGCAGGCGACGCCACGCCCGCUGCCUCGACAGUCCUCGAUGACGAAGAUAGCAGCAGACCCCUCAGUCGCCGGGAUAGCAGCUCGGCUUUCCCUCAGAACGGGGACAGCGAUGAACAUCUGCACAACUAUGUUGAGAGUCAGCUGCAGCGUGUUCGUAGCUCGGCGUCUAUCGCGGAGGGGUAUGAGGAUGAGCUUGAGACGCAGGCUGAUAAGCAGAAUGGGGAUUAUUAG
Messenger RNA from Penicillium cataractarum, 3117 nucleotides. RefSeq lists its product as uncharacterized. The record is from RefSeq and is a predicted model, not a curated record. Gene Ontology annotation, biological process: protein N-linked glycosylation; oligosaccharide metabolic process. Bases 1 to 3117 code for a protein of 1038 amino acids. Lineage: Eukaryota; Fungi; Ascomycota; Eurotiomycetes; Eurotiales; Aspergillaceae. The transcript has 9 exons. Gene Ontology annotation, cellular component: endoplasmic reticulum membrane. Gene Ontology annotation, molecular function: Glc3Man9GlcNAc2 oligosaccharide glucosidase activity.